Molecule: messenger RNA, 594 nt
Organism: Parasteatoda tepidariorum (common house spider)
Lineage: Eukaryota; Metazoa; Arthropoda; Arachnida; Araneae; Theridiidae
Product: inactive tyrosine-protein kinase 7
Biological process (GO): homophilic cell-cell adhesion; protein phosphorylation
Cellular component (GO): plasma membrane
Molecular function (GO): ATP binding; protein kinase activity
Source: RefSeq, a predicted model, not a curated record
AAUCUAAUAACCUCAUUUUUACCCUCAGCUAAAAGUGAAAAUGGAACAUUACCCAAUGACACAGAAAUGAAUGCUAUUGUGACAAAACCACUAAAUGGGAGUGCUGGGAGAAGUGAUUGUGAAGCCCAGUCUCACAGCUCUGGUUCUCAUUACUCAAAGAAAAGUCGUUCCUCUUUAGAAAAAUCUCACUUUCCUAGAAGUGAACUUCAGACAAUGAUGUUGCUAGGUCAUGGAGAGUAUGGUGAGGUGUUUCUGGCCAAAGCAAAAGGCAUUGUCGAUCCAGACCAAGAGGUUGUAGUCAUGGUUAAAGCCUUGCAGACUAGAGAUGAAAACUCACAUUUCGAAUACCGAAGAGAAAUGGAUAUGCUUAACAAACUACGCCAUGAAAAUAUUGCUAAGCUCUUAGGAAUAUGUCGAGAGACAGAACCAUUUUUAUUUAUAACAGAAUACAGUGAUUGGGUAAAUAUCUUCUUCAAUAUUUUUUUGAAAAAAAUUGCAGAAUGUUUUACUGUUAACAAUAUAAAAAAAAUUUCUUCUCCUGAAAUUUAUGUUGUAAAAGUGAUUUAUGUGGUUCAAUAAAUGCAGAUCCUAUAC